This is a messenger RNA of Gossypium raimondii (Peruvian cotton), 981 nucleotides long. RefSeq names its product agamous-like MADS-box protein AGL82. The coding region runs from base 1 to 981 and encodes 326 amino acids. NCBI's taxonomy places the organism in Eukaryota, Viridiplantae, Streptophyta, Magnoliopsida, Malvales, Malvaceae. The record is from RefSeq and is a predicted model, not a curated record. The transcript has a single exon. Gene Ontology annotation, molecular function: protein dimerization activity; DNA-binding transcription factor activity, RNA polymerase II-specific; RNA polymerase II cis-regulatory region sequence-specific DNA binding. Gene Ontology annotation, biological process: positive regulation of transcription by RNA polymerase II.
AUGGGUCGUGGAAAAUUGAACAUGAAGUUCAUUAUGAAAGACAAAGUGCGUAUUUUAACAUACGAAAAGCGCAAAAAGGGACUAAUAAAAAAGGCCCAAGAAUUCUCGAUUCUUUGCGGUGUUGAAACGUGUGUAAUUCUUUAUGCACCCAAAUCGAAAGAAACCCCUGCGAAGCUCGAGAUUUGGCCCCCGGACCAUGCUAAAGUGAUGCAUGUCAUCGACAAAUACAAAGGGAAGCCAUUGCACGUACGCGAAAGGAAAUGCUUUAACGUUCUUGAUUUCUAUGCAAUACGUCGGAAGAAGCUCGAUGACGAGAUUUGCAAACUGCGGAAAGCUAAUACAGAAGCCAAGUUUUCCGUAUGGGAUGAUCGUAUCAAUAGCUUCUCGGUUAAUCAACUUUCGGCCCUUCUCUCUAGGUUGGACUCCAACUUAGAAUCCGCACGGACGAUGAUUAAGAUGAUAAAGGGAAAGCAUCAAUCUUUAAUCGAAGAUUCAACUGAAAACCAGCUGAACCAACCAAGCCUUGAUCUUUAUAAUCAAGCUCAACUCUCCUUGUUUCAAAGGGCCUCGGACAUGGAAAUCACAAAGCAGCAACAACCCAUGUUUACUGUGAGUUCUUCUUGUCAACCUUUUAGCUCCAAUGAGCCUCUUCAAUGGCAGUCUGUCAAUAUGAAUCCUAUUGAUACCUCAAUGGCAAUGGUGUCCACAAAUGGUACUUUAGGCUUCACUCAAGCGGAUGGAGAGUGUAGUAGCAGCACAACUUAUAGUUCACUAACACCACAAACAUGUUAUGACCCAACAACUUCAAUGGUGGGCAAUGUAGUGUUGAGUAACUCUUGGGGAGUCCCAGUUUGCUUUUAUGGUCAGUUAAUGCCGCCAAUGACACCAUUUGCGUCCCCUACGAUGUUGAGCUUUCCUUCUCAAGCUGGCGAGCUUUAUCGUAAUGUCGGUGAUCGAGUUAGAUCAAUCAAUAAGAAAUAG